GGCUAUUUAGAUAAAUCUACCAAUAUUAUAACUUUGUUGAUGUUUCACUUUUUCCUAUUCCAAGUCUUGCACAUAAUUUCUCCGUUCAGAUUCCAUAUAAAGUCCAUCAUUCCCAAUGACAGUGCUUCUGCUAAGAAACUAGCAAACUCCAUUAUUGGUCAUGGAAAAUCCUCAUAAUUGUAGAACCCUCCAUAUCCCUUUGUUUUCUCAGCUUGUUCUUCUCCUUCAGUUCUCAUCCCUUCACUUUCUCUCUUUAGCUUAUGAAGUCCAAGAAAAGUAUUUCGUCAAUUGUGGAUCAGAUGCUAAUCUGGACCUCAAUGGUCGGAAUUUCAUUGGGGAUUUGAAGCCUGAUUCCUUCUCUUUCUCAAAGGGAAGUGAGACUAUCAAAGGCACCAACCUUACGAUAUCAAGUCUCUACCAGACAGCAAGAGUUUUCAGUCAACAAUCCUACUACAAUUUCGAAAUCACUGAAACCGGUACUUAUCUGACAGCUAAAGAGAUGACUGGCAAUUCCUCCAACAUAACAUGGUCAUUUAGUGUGAGGAGGAAUGCUAGGUACAUUGUCCGUGCACACUUCUGUGACAUUGUUUCUGUUUCCGCUCAUACUAUAGUGUUUGAUUUGUAUUCGAAUGGCAACUUCCGUAAGCAGAUCUUUGGACUGGAUUCCCCUUUUGUUCAAGCGUUGGCUACUCCUUUCUACUAUGAUUUUGUGGUGAAUGCUACUGAUUCUAAACUCAUUAACAUCAGAAUAGCCCCUAACUUGACCAAUACAACAAUAGAAAAUGCCUUUCUGAAUGGGCUGGAAAUAUUGGAGAUAUUGGAGGGAACAGCUCUAAUUUAUAAUUUGGAAGAGUCCAAGAAGGUAAGUGUGGCUCUUGUGGUUGGAUCAGUUCUCGGAGGAGGCCUGUUUCUUUUCAUCAUUGGAUUCAUGUUGUGUUUGAGACACAAAAAGGCGAGAAAGAGGAACAGAGGAGGGAUUUCCCACAACCUUGGGUUGAAGAUAUCUUUUGCUCAAAUCCGGUCUGCAACAAACAACUUUGAUCCGAAAAUGCAGAUAGGUGUGGGUGGUUUUGGGUAUGUUUAUAAAGGAACUCUCUCUAAUGGCACCAAAGUGGCUGUGAAGCGUUGUAAGCAAGAGGGGCAAAGGUCAGGCCAAGGCCUUCCAGAAUUCGAAACAGAAAUCAUAGUGUUGUCCAAAAUCCGCCACCGCCAUCUUGUCUCCUUAAUUGGUUACUGUGAUGAAGGGUCUGAGAUGAUACUAGUGUAUGAGUUCAUGGAAAAAGGGACCUUGAGAGAUCAUUUGUAUGAAUCGGAUGUGCCUCGCUUGUCGUGGAAGCAAAGACUUGAAAUUUGCAUAGGUUCAGCAACUGGACUUGAUUAUCUCCAUAAAGGUGCAGCAGGGGGCAUCAUCCACCGUGAUGUGAAGUCCACCAACAUAUUGCUUGAUGAGAACCUUGUUGCUAAAGUCGCUGACUUCGGGCUUUCGAGGUCUGGCCCUCUUGAUGAAACUCAUGUCAGCACGGUUGUGAAAGGCACUAUCGGUUACCUUGAUCCCGAGUACAUGAUGUCACAGCAGUUGACAGAGAAGUCUGAUGUGUACUCAUUUGGUGUAGUUCUUCUUGAGGUGUUAUGUGGAAGACCUGCUAUUGAUAUAACGCUUCCAAGAGAGAAAGUGAACUUAGCUGAAUGGGUUGUGCUGUGCAAGAAAGAAGGGUUGCUAGAAGAGGUCAUUGACGUUUCAUUGAAGGGUCGUAUUGAUCCUAGCUCACUGAGACAUUUUAUUGAGACUGCAGAGAAGUGUUUGCAACACGAUUCUUCUGAUAGGCCCACUAUGGCUGAGGUGCUGUGGGAUUUGGACUAUACAUUGAAGCUUCAUCAAACUGCGAGGCUUGGAGAAGCCCAUGAGGACAGCACUACCAGCGCUUCAUCAGCUUUUUUACUACCAAAUAUUCGGCAUUUUGCUUCACUUGGUUCGACAGUUAACGGAGCUGAUAUGAGGGACGAUGAGAUGGAGUCCACAGAAAGCGAAAUUUUUUCCCAACUGAGAAUCGGCGAGGCCAGAUAAAUUUUUUCAGUUUGUGACUUGUGAGGUAAUAGUUGACCUUUGUUUCGAGUUUCCUUGCGAGUACGUGGUUGGUUUUAUUCCUAUGAUUGUAUUAGCAAUUUAGCACUGCUUUGGUAUUAGUGGAGCAUAAGUUGAACUUACAUAUUUUAUGAAAGCUAAAGUGCUUUCAGCCAUUUGCUCUGGCCUGUAUGAUUAUCUCUUUUAAAACCCAAUUAUCCUUAUAAACUAUAUAUUGAAUAUAUAGCAAACAUAUUAACGGUAAUGCUAUUCAGAUUUCUGAUUCACCA
Messenger RNA from Rosa chinensis, 2352 nucleotides. Its product is annotated as probable receptor-like protein kinase At2g23200. The record is from RefSeq and is a predicted model, not a curated record. The transcript has 2 exons. The coding region runs from base 161 to 2065 and encodes 634 amino acids. Lineage: Eukaryota; Viridiplantae; Streptophyta; Magnoliopsida; Rosales; Rosaceae. Gene Ontology annotation, molecular function: transmembrane receptor protein tyrosine kinase activity; ATP binding. Gene Ontology annotation, cellular component: plasma membrane; plasmodesma. Gene Ontology annotation, biological process: protein autophosphorylation.